Protopolystoma xenopodis is the source of this 1605-nucleotide messenger RNA. NCBI's taxonomy places the organism in Eukaryota, Metazoa, Platyhelminthes, Monogenea, Polystomatidea, Polystomatidae. The record is from the annotation of a GenBank genome assembly.
AUGCGUCAGGCAAACAGCGGUGUCAUGACACCCAUGAUGCCGGUCGUAUUAUCGCCAGCCUCAUCUCCAUCACUGACAGCAUCAGCAGCAGCAGCAUCAGCAGCAGCAUCAGAGUCUUCUUCGGGCAAUCUGUCCUUUUACCUCCGACAAAGAACGGCCACCGUAAAACGGAAGCGUCCGGAUCUACCCACCAAUCAGUCAGACGGUCCUACAGUAGAUCACCCGACACUGCGUCUUCACCAUGGCCAUUUGGCAACAUUGCCGCUUGUUGGGCUACAGUCAGCCUCUACGGAUCAUGGUACAGCAGGCCAGGAUGUACAUCAACCUCGGCUGCUGAUUCGUCGAAUUGUGCCCGAGGAUACGGUCCUCGAGUGUGGCCGACAGAAAGAGGUGCUAAUGCCAACAAGACAAAUCGAAGUGAAGCCGAAGUCGUCGGGACUUAAGCGACCGCCUUCUUGCACUUCUUUUGAUACAACUCUCAGAAACGCCUAUUCUGCAACUCCGCAUGUCAUGGGUCAGUCAUUCAGCAAGCGAAAACGCGCUGAUGCCGAUAUCAACUUUGACCGGCUCAACUCGGACGAUGCUCAUCCCGUCUACAUCUCCCUGCUCAAGUCCACGCUUGACGACCACAUUUUAUCUGAAUCCCGAAAGUCUGAGCUGGAGUCUGAUUGGCCGGUGGGGCCAUGUGCCAGGGUUCUCGACCAGGCCGGACUGGCUCAGUCGCCAGAGACGAUGGUGAUGGCAGAUGAAGCGCUCGAGGAGUUGGUGAUGCCCAACUGGACUUGUCAGUCCUCUUUUGACCCUUCAAACGACGCCUUUGCCUGCGACUCUGCCUCCAUCUCCGUAGUCAAGCCCAUAGUGGAAACAACUUGUUGCUCGGGCUUGGUCAGCACGGCAGGCUCGAGUCUGUACGCGUCUUCUCCCGCCACAUGUUUCAGUCCACUCUCCUCUCCCACUCCUUCCUUCACCUCUUUCUCCUCCAUCUCCUCCUCCUCCUUCUCCUCUCCCUCCUCUUCCUCCUCAUCUUCUUCCUCCCCUCCCUCCUCUUCCUCCCUCUCCUCCUCCUUCUCCUCCUCCUCCGCCUCUCCUUCCUCGUCCCUACUCCCACUGCUUCCCUUCUCUCCCUCCUCUUUCCCACCGACAUUUGCCGCCUCAUUCACGCAGACAGCAACACCGAAUGCCUCUCCUUCUCCAGCCUUCUUUUCAGUCCACAAAUACACCUGCCGGACGGGUGACGACAAAACCGUCUCUCCUUCAAUCAAAGCGUGUGAAUUCAUCUCCUCUUCCAACGAUCAGUCGAACCAAACGGUCCGAGCGGAAAUGAGAGAAUUCGCAGAGACGACACGAAGAGACGCCAACACGGACGCCGACGCCAAUGCUGAUGUCGAGGUGCCUGAGGAGACGAGCAACAUAGUUGCCAGUGGUCUCUCCACCAACUCGAUGUCCCCGCCUAGCAGCUAUGGGUUGAGCCAUCAACUGGCCAGCGCUGACAUUGCGUGGUCAGCUGCUCUAGAUUUCCCAGGUGGGCAAAUCCUUACAUAUUACCUUUAUAUGAAGGUGCAUUCAUUAUAUUUCGUUUGCGAUGAUAGGGCGACUGGUAGUUGA